Messenger RNA from Daucus carota subsp. sativus, 1738 nucleotides. RefSeq names its product oligouridylate-binding protein 1B. The coding region runs from base 170 to 1450 and encodes 426 amino acids. NCBI's taxonomy places the organism in Eukaryota, Viridiplantae, Streptophyta, Magnoliopsida, Apiales, Apiaceae. The record is from RefSeq and is a predicted model, not a curated record. The transcript is spliced from 12 exons. Gene Ontology annotation, molecular function: mRNA binding.
GGAACAUUCCUAAAAUUCACCCGGGCGAGUCUCGAGUCCAUUUGGAAACGAAAGGCAAGUGCUAGGGCAUAAAAUAAAGCAAUCCAUCGGGUCCUUUUGUUAGAAGAGAAUUGGAUCGAUCAAUUGAAUAGAAUAGAAUAGAAUAGAAUAAUUGAGUGUGGGAGUCAGAAUGCAGCAGCGUUUGAAGCAGCAACAGGAAGCAGCCUUGAUGCAGCAGCAAGCAGCUCUUCUUCAACAACAUUCGCUCUAUCAUCCUGGCUUUUUAGCUCCUCCCCCUCCUCAGAUUGAGCCAAUUCCAAGUGGAAAUCUGCCUCCUGGGUUUGAUCCAACUACAUGCCGCAGUGUGUACGUGGGAAACAUUCAUACACAGGUGACAGAGCCACUACUUCAGGAAGUUUUUGUCUCUACUGGUCCUGUUGAAGGCUGCAAGCUAAUUAGAAAAGAGAAGUCAUCCUAUGGAUUUAUUCACUACUUCGACCGCAGAUCGGCUGCACUUGCUAUAUUGUCACUUAACGGAAGGCAUCUAUUUGGGCAGCCUAUAAAAGUCAAUUGGGCAUAUGCUGGCGGGCAGAGGGAGGAUACGUCAAGUCACUAUAACAUUUUUGUUGGCGAUCUCAGCCCUGAAGUCACUGACGCUACGUUGUAUGCAUGUUUUUCUGUCUAUCAGAGUUGCUCUGAUGCAAGGGUUAUGUGGGAUCAGAAGACUGGGCGAUCAAGAGGGUUUGGGUUUGUCUCUUUUAAAAAUCAAGCGGAUGCUCAGAGUGCAAUUAACGAUCUAACAGGGAAAUGGCUCGGCAACAAACAGAUACGUUGUAACUGGGCAACCAAAGGUGCUGGUACUAAUGACGACAGGCAGACUUUAGAUAAUAAAAGUGUUGUAGAAUUAACAAGUGGCUCCUCAGAAGAUGGUAAGGAGGGGGUCAACAGUGAUGCUCCUGAAAAUAAUCCUCAGUACACUACUGUUUACGUUGGCAACCUUUCACCAGAGGUAAAUCAGGCUGACCUUCACCGCCACUUCCAUGCUCUUAAUGCCGGAACAAUUGAGGAAGUUCGUAUCCAACGUGACAAAGGCUUUGGUUUUGUUAGAUACAGUAAUCACUCAGAGGCAGCGCUGGCUAUUCAGAUGGGAAAUAAUCACUCAAUUCUCUACGGAAAAAUAAUUAAGUGCUUGUGGGGAAGCAAACCCACUCCACCUGGGACGAGCUCAAAUCCACUUCCCCCUCCCGCACCGGCACCUAUGCAAGGUCUUUCCCCUUCUGAUCUCUUGGCCUACGAGCGACAAAUAGCAAUGAGCAAGAUGGGAGGGGUCCAUCCAUUGUUGCACCCGCAAAUGCAGCUUCCAAUUAAACAAGGAUCUAUGGGAAUGGGUGCUGCAGGGGCAAGCCAGGCGAUAUAUGAUGGGGGUUUCCAGAAUGCUGCUGCUGCCCAUCAGCUCAUGUACUACCAGUGAAUGAUUAUGUUGUUAUAUCUGUCUUUGGUUUUUGUCCUGCAUUUGCAGGCUUUGUUGAGUGUUUAAAUAAAAACUUUAGGAGGCUUUUUGUGAUCUUUUUUAAUUUUUUCACUCUUACAUUGUGAUGGGCUUUCCUUGCUUCAUCCUUUUCAGUGUAUCAUUUUAAUUUUAAGUAGCGACUAGCGAGUGACCUAAUUAUGUUAAGUGGGACCAGUACAGUGAAUUCCUGUGUAAUUUAUAUGGGAAGUUUUAAGCUCCUGUUAUGGAAGGCAGUCAUUAGUUGUACAA